UGUAGUAUGUUCCGCAAAUUCGGUUGUGGGGAUAAUCUUCUUUCCAGCUAAGCAGCCCAUCUGCACUGUCUGUGUCUGGUCGCCGCAAAUAAUGGCGGACACCGGCAAGUUGUCCACUAAAGUCGUCGCCGUCGCCGCCGGUGAAGCUCACACUCUCGCUCUCACGGGGGACGGGAGAAUAUAUUCAUGGGGAAGAGGGAUGUUUGGGAGACUUGGAACGGGCAAAGAAGCAGAUGAGCUUACACCUGUUGAGGUUAAGUUUGAGAAUUCAGAAGAAACAAGAAUCAAGUUUGUGGGGGUUGCUUCUGGUGCCUAUCACUCUCUUGCUGUUGCAGAUGAUGGAUCAGUUUGGUCAUGGGGCUACAACAUCUAUGGCCAACUUGGUUUUGAUGGAGAGAAUUCUGCGAAGCCCUGCUUGCUGGAGCAGUUUCUCAACACGAGUAAUCCUGAUUCUUCUACAGACGAUUCAGAAACAAAGAGUAAAACAGUGAAUAAGGUUUCUAAUAUCAAAGCUGGAGGAAUGACGUCUCUAGCAAUUGACAAUCUAGGAGCCCUCUGGAUAUGGGGCAAUUAUCUACAGCAAAACAGUAGCCCCGAAGGCGGUUUCUCUUUUGUAAGCAGUUUCACACCGACUCCUGUUCGAGAUUUCCUUGGCCACGCAGUUGUGAAGGUGGCAUGUGGAAAUGAACAUGUUGUGGCUCUAGUUAGUGCCGGAGAAGUGCAUAAAGGAGAAGUUAUUGUAUGUUACUCUUGGGGUACCAACAAACACGGCCAAUUAGGCCUCGGAGAUAGAGAGAGCAGGCAUCGCCCUGAAAUCGUCAAAACGUUUAACCAGGAUUCCCCUUGGGCAGCUUAUGAGGUAGCGUGUGGGGCUUUUCACACAGCUUUGCUUACGCACAAAAAGCGAGCGAAUGGCACACUAGAAAGCGCGUGUUGGACGUUUGGCCUUGGAGAAAACGGCCAGCUUGGACAUGGAACCACCCAAAGUACCGUUUCUCCUGAACACGUCAAAGAAUUGCCUGAUUCUGUGCAUCUGAUAUCCGUCGACUGUGGUUUGUUCCACACCAGUGUUGUUUCAUCUGCUGGUGAUGUGUGGUCAUGGGGAAUGGAGAGGGGUCUUGGCCUUUGCCCGGACGCUAGAGUAAGUGCAGUUUCUGGAGAUGCUACCUCUCCACUACUUAUUUCGUGCAGUGAAGAGAAUGCUAAAUUUCAAAAUCCGAUUCAAGUCACAUGCGGAGCUGCUCAUACUGUUCUAGUUGGAAAUGAUGGAUAUAAGCUGUGGGCUUGGGGCAGGGGAAGAAGUGGGGUUCUCGGAAAUGGCAUCACAACUGACUGUCUCACGCCCACAUCGGUGUCAUGGCCUGAACUAACAGAGGAUCCUAAGCAAGAGGAAACAAAGACUGUUGGUGAGGAAGACAAGGGUACCGAGGAGCAAAAAGAUUCUCAAGAAGUUGCUGAAGCAGAUGAAAAGUUGAAGGCUCUUCAGUUGAGACUUUCAACAAUGGAACAGUAUGUUAGCCUACUUCAUCACUCGAUUUUCGGGAAACCCUACGAAGAGAAAGAUAUCCCGACCUCAUUGCUGAAUUCAGGCACUUUUGACAUAGCAAAGGAAUGGGAAAAUAUGUUAGAAUCAGCGGAUCGUGCCAAGCUUAUGAGACUGGAAAUGUUCUAUCGGAACAUGCUUUCGGGUGUUAAAGAUCAGAUCAUGAAGAAAAGGGUCUUGGAGGCUUUAAAGGAAUGUCUCUCAAAGGGAAACUAAGGCAAAGCAGUAAAUUUUCAUUUUUUCCUCCAUGAAAUUGAUCAGUAGGCUUAUGUGUUGUACUCCAAAUCCAAAAGGAACUAAUAUCUUCAGCCUUGUUGAGUAUCUUUAA
Molecule: messenger RNA, 1871 nt
Organism: Morus notabilis
Lineage: Eukaryota; Viridiplantae; Streptophyta; Magnoliopsida; Rosales; Moraceae
Product: probable E3 ubiquitin-protein ligase HERC4
Exons: 5
Coding region: 92-1759 (555 amino acids)
Source: RefSeq, a predicted model, not a curated record